Messenger RNA from Castor canadensis (American beaver), 3112 nucleotides. It is a transcript of the gene Lrrc41, whose product is annotated as leucine rich repeat containing 41. Lineage: Eukaryota; Metazoa; Chordata; Mammalia; Rodentia; Castoridae. Gene Ontology annotation, cellular component: cytoplasm; nucleus. The record is from RefSeq and is a predicted model, not a curated record.
UUUUCGACAGUCCUUUAGCGCAGUUUCCAUUCUCACCUAUAUCCCUUAUGGAACCGUCCUAACUGCUGACCUUUUCAAGAUGGCGGCCUGCGGGUGCCACUCUCGGGCUCGCGCACCUCCCCAAGAUGGCGGCGCCCGAGGCCUGGCGCGCCCGGAGUUGCUGGUUCUGUGAGGUAGCGGCGGCAACGACCAUGGAGGCCACGUCCCGGGAGGCGGCGCCAGCGAAGAGCUCGGCCUCAGGCCCCAGCGCUCCCCCCGCCCUGUUCGAGCUGUGCGGGCGGGCGGUGAGCGCCCAUAUGGGGGUUCUGGAGAGCGGGGUGUGGGCCCUUCCAGGCCCAAUACUUCAAAGCAUCUUACCUCUGCUCAAUAUAUAUUACUUGGAGAGGAUUGAGGAAACUGCCCUCAAGAAAGGCCUCUCCACUCAGGCUAUUUGGCGCCGUCUCUGGGAUGAGCUGAUGAAGACAAGGCCUUCCAGUUUGGAAAGUGUGACCUGUUGGCGAGCUAAGUUUAUGGAGGCCUUUUUUUCCCAUGUUCUACGUGGAACCAUUGAUGUGUCUUCUGACAGGCGUCUUUGUGACCAGCGCUUCUCACCUCUCCUGCACAGCUCCCGUCAUGUCCGGCAGCUCACCAUCUGCAACAUGCUGCAGGGUGCAACUGAGCUGGUGGCUGAGCCCAACCGCAGGGUUCUGGAGACCCUGGCCAGUUGCCUGCACACCCUAAAGUUCCGCCACCUGCUGUUCUCUGAUGUGGCUGCUCAGCAGUCACUUCGGCAGUUAUUGCAUCAGCUUAUUCACCAUGGGGCCGUUAGCCAAGUGUCACUGUACUCCUGGCCUGUGCCUGAGUCAGCCCUUUUCAUCCUUAUACUCACCAUGAGUGCUGGCUUUUGGCAGCCAGGCCCUGGUGGCCUGCCCUGUCGCCUCUGUGGAGAGGCCUCACGAGGCCGGGCCCCAUCACGAGAUGAAGGGUCCCUCUUACUGGGCUCACGCCGGCCUCGCCGAGAUGCUGCCGAGCGAUGUGCUGCAGCCCUGAUGGCCAACCGGCGGAAGAGUGAGGUCAAGCAGAUGCCCAGAGCUGCACCUGCCACCAGGGUGACACGCCGGAGCACACAGGAGAGCCUGCUAGCAGGCGGGACAGAGUCUAAGAGGGAGCUGCACCCUCCAGCCACCUCCCACGAGGCUCCUGGUAGCAAGCAGCCAACCUCUGCUCCAGCCACCACCUCCUCUGCCUCUGCCUCCUCUUCCACAUCCUCAUCCAAACGAGCUCCAGCUAGCUCAGCCCCACAGCCUAAGCCCUUAAAGCGUUUCAAACGAGCUGCAGGGAAGAAGGGUGCUCGCACCCGUCAGGGGUCUGGUGCAGAGUCUGAAGACCUGUAUGACUUUGUUUUUAUUGUGGCUGGUGAAAAGGAGGAUGGUGAAGAGAUGGAGAUUGGGGAAGUGGCUUGUGGAGCUUUAGAUGGAUCAGACCCAAGUUGCCUGGGGCUUCCAACACUGGAAGCCUCCCAACGAUUCCGUAGCAUCUCCACCUUGGAGCUAUUCACAGUUCCUCUAUCCACUGAGGCAGCUCUGACACUGUGCCACCUGCUGAGCUCCUGGGUGUCUCUGGAGAGCCUUACACUCUCCUACAAUGGCUUGGGCUCUAACAUCUUCCGCCUGCUGGACAGUCUGCGGGCCCUAUCAGGCCAGGCUGGAUGUCGUCUCCGUGCCCUACAUCUCAGUGACCUGUUCUCACCACUACCCAUCCUGGAGCUGACAAGAGCCAUUGUGCGAGCCCUGCCCCUGCUGAGGGUCCUCUCUAUUCGUGUUGACCACCCAAGCCAAAGGGACAACCCUGCUGUACCAGGGAAUGCUGGGCCCCCUGGCCAUGUAAUUGGGGAUGAGGAGAUACCAGAAAACUGCCUGGAACAGUUAGAGAUGGGAUUUCCAAGAGGAGCCCAGCCAGCCCCACUGCUCUGUUCUGUUCUGAAGGCCUCAGGUUCUCUACAGCAGCUGUCCCUGGAUAGUGCCACCUUUGCCUCUCCCCAGGAUUUUGGCCUUGUGUUGCAGACACUCAAAGAAUACAAUCUAGCCCUGAAGAGGCUGAGCUUUCAUGACAUGAAUCUGGCUGACUGUCAGAGUGAGGUGCUCUUUUUGCUACAGAAUCUGACUCUCCAAGAGAUUACCUUCUCCUUCUGCCGUCUGUUUGAGAAGCGCCCAGCCCAAUUCCUGCCUGAGAUGGUUGCUGCUAUGAAGGGCAACUCCACACUGAAGGGCCUUCGGCUGCCAGGAAACCGCCUGGGAAAUGCUGGCCUGCUGGCCCUGGCCGAUGUUUUCUCAGAGGAUUCUUCCUCUUCUCUCUGUCAACUGGAUAUCAGUUCCAACUGCAUCAAGCCAGAUGGGCUUCUGGAGUUUGCCAAGCGGCUGGAGCGCUGGGGUCGUGGAGCCUUUGGUCAUCUGCGCCUCUUCCAGAACUGGCUGGACCAGGAUGCAGUCACAGCCAGGGAAGCCAUCCGGCGGCUCCGGGCCACCUGCCACGUGGUUAGCGACUCAUGGGACUCAUCCCAAGCCUUUGCUGAUUAUGUCAGCACCAUGUGAUGGGGCCCAAACCUCACAGGCCCAUGCUCAGUACCAUCAGCUUGCAGAGGCUGAAGCAUGGGCUGCCCAGAAUCCCCAAACACCUAUCUUUCUCUUUCUGCCACUUUUUGUCUUUUUCCAUCUUCCCUUACACUGAGGUCCUGGAGGCCUUGAUGGGGCCUAGCAGAGGCAUUUCGACAGCUGGGUUUAGAACCCAAUGGUUCCCUAUUCAGUACCUUGGGAACCCUGGGCCAGGAGGUUACAGUUGUCAUCACCUUCACUGAAGACAGUCCCCUCUCCCUGCCCUGGGGUUCCUGCCUUCCUUCCUCAAGCAGGUACGCAAGCUUUAGAGAAGCAUAGGAGUGCCCACUACCAGGCCUCUUCCCUCCUGGGCUUACCAUGCUGCUCCCAGGCCUCAGUCCCUUUCAUACCUUUAUUCCUUUCUUUUUUUUAACCAAAAAAGUUUUUCUUAUAAAAUAAAUUUUGGGCAAACAUCAUGCAGCCCUUCUUGAUAAUUUUCUCCCAGAGAACAAAAUUCAGCAGGGCCCCAUGGGGCUGAGAAC